AUGUUUAGAAGGAUCACAUGCUCAGCUUUGAAGGCCAAUUUGGUGCGCUCAAAAGCUCCAAAUUUGAGUGCUAGACUUGCUACAAGAUCAUUUACUUCAUGUCACAUACUUCGAAAUGAACAAAAUGGUGAAAAAUCUAUAAUAGGAGAUAUAAUUAUAAACCAAGAUAAACAAUUAGAAGAUGGCUGUAUGGAAAGAUCAUUGGAAAAUGGUGAAAAAGUGAUAUAUGACCCAAAUUUUGCAACAAAGAUUGAAGAUCCAGAGAUAAUAAAAGAACAAGAACAAAUUAGUAAAGAAAUGGGUAUUGAUCCUGAAAGUUUUAAAGCUGUGGAAGCUGAAGAAUUUGAAACUAAUGAAGAACUCUUGCAAAUUGAUGAAGUCAACGAAACUGUUGAAACUGCUGAAGCUGUAGAAGAAUCAGAAGAAAUCCCAUGGUAUAUGCGUGGAGAUGAAGCUUCUGAACUUGAUAAACCAAUUUUCAAAGCAGAAAUUCCUGAUAUUCCACAAGGUGCACCAGAAUCUGUUGAACCAUUAUUAAAAUUUUGCUCAGAUAAAUUAGGUCUUGAUGAUUUGAAAAUUUUUGAUAUUAGAAAUAGAGAUGAUUUACCAAUUAGUACAUAUAUUGAUUUUAUGAUUAUAACAUCUGGUAAGAGUGAAAAACAUAUUCAAACUGCUACAGAUGAAUUAACCUCUUAUAUUAAGCAUAAUAUGGAUUCUAUUCCUUAUGUUGAAGGUUUAUUAAAAGCUAAUAGUGCUCAAAGACAAAAAAGAAGAAUUAAAAAAAAUGUUAGAAAAGGUGGUGCUUCUGAUAAUGAAUUCGGUGUUGGGCCAAAUAGUUGGGUUAUGGUUGAUCCUCAAACUGAUGAUUUUGUUAUUCAUGUUUUAACACCAGAAAGAAGAACAGAUGUUAAUUUAGAAUAUAUGUGGUGUAAACCUGAAGAAAAGAAAUUAUAUGAACAAAAACAAGAAGAAUUCAACCGUUUUGAAGAUGUUGAUAAUAUUUUCUUUGGUUUACAAAGAAGAGAAUAUAGUACAAAGAUUGAACCUGAUUUAAGUUCGAAAAUUUUACAACAAUUUGAAAUUGGUGAUAAAGAAGGAUUAUCAAAAUCAUUGGAAAAAAUUGUUAUUGAAAAUGAUGCUUCAUUAGAACUUUUGAAAUCUAUAAAUAAUACAAUUGGCUCCUUAUCUAUCCAUCAAGCAGUUGAAGAAUUAUCUGAACCAUCAAAUAAAUACAUUCAUUUGUUUGAAUCAUCAUUUCCAAACAUCCCAUAUUUUGAACAUUGGACUAUAAGAUAUCAAUUAUAUUCAACAUUAAAUAGAAUCUUACCAGAUGUUUAUCCAAUUGAAAAUUUAACGAAUUGUUUAUUAGAUCAAUCUGCUGCGGGUGAUAAAAUCACCAAAGAGCAAUAUGACCAAUAUUUCCAAGAUUUAUUAUCAACUCCACAAUUUGGUUUAGAAUUAAUAACAACUCGUGAGUUAAUGAAUAAAAUAUUUAAAGUAAAAUUUGAUAAUUUAAGUAAAAUUUUGAGAGUGCUAAGAAUUCAAAAUGAUAUUAAAGUUGAUAAUGAAUUAAUCAAAAACUUAUUACUAUUAUCUUCACAAUACACUACAGGUCCUAAAGAUGGACCAAUUGUUGCAUCUAAAUAUUUCAAAAUCAUAAUAGAACUAUAUCAAGAUGAUAUUGAAUUUGAUCAAAAUGUUUUAUUCUUAAGUUUAAACAAUUUAGCUCGUGCACAUGAUGAAUGGUUUUGGCCAUUUUGGAAUCAAUUAGGUUCAUAUGAAACUGAUUUGAAAAGUGUAUCAUAUGAUUCAAGACCAUGGAAUAUUUUAAUUAAAGUUAUUUCAGAUUCACAAAAUGGGAAAUUAAUUGAUGAUUUCAUUGUUCAAUAUACUCCAAUUAUGAUUAAUAAUAAAAUUGAAUUAAAUGAUGAUAUGAAACAUGAUAUUUUAUCAAUUAUUCAACAACAUGGUGGUGAUAUUGGUGCUUACCAAGAAUUAGUUAAGUAUAUUCAAUCGCAACAAUAA
Messenger RNA from Hansenula ciferrii, 2025 nucleotides. It is a transcript of the gene ATP25, whose product is annotated as Atp25p. Gene Ontology annotation, cellular component: mitochondrion. The record is from RefSeq and is a predicted model, not a curated record. The transcript has a single exon. Lineage: Eukaryota; Fungi; Ascomycota; Saccharomycetes; Phaffomycetales; Wickerhamomycetaceae. Bases 1 to 2025 code for a protein of 674 amino acids. Gene Ontology annotation, biological process: mitochondrial proton-transporting ATP synthase complex assembly; mRNA stabilization; mitochondrial gene expression.